AUGAUCUUUGGCCUUCUUCGCUCUCUCUCUGGCAACAACACUCCCAAGAAAACUGAAAUCCCUGAAACUGCCAGUACUGGCUGCACCACAACCAUACAAACCUCUCCACCACAAUUGAUAGUUUCUCCCAAUACACAGAAAAAUUCUUCUGUCAUUGAUUUAAGUGAUUCCGAUAAGAAGGAAGUUGACAGCUUGCUGCAAGAUCUCUCUUCAAAAACUACAAGUUCACCAGUGGUGAGAGCUCUCAUUGCACUCUAUUCAAAAAACAAUCAUGCCAUCAAUGCCAUUGAAGAGGAUCAAAAGAGUGACAACAAAAAACUGGUCGAAUUAGAGACUCAAUUUAUUGAAAUAAUGAAAGAGAGAAAAAUUCUUUUGAACGCACAUCCCGAAUUGAUGGAACAAUACAAUACAGUAAAAUCAACACAAGUGAUGAAUGAAGAAGAUGAUGGUGAAGACAUGUAUGCAUAUAUUAAGAAAAAGAAUUUGAUUGAUCAAGAAUUGAAAAAAGUAUCGACACAAAUCAAAGCAGCCAAGACUACUUAUUGUCAUUACUUUUGUGAUGGAGAACUUGAGUUUAUGAAGAAUAAUAUAGAUUCCAAAGACACAUGUAAAUAUUAUACCAUGACCUAUAAUUCUGCAUUUGAUCCUUUCACUUGUCCUGGAGAAUUAUUUCACUUUAGACUUGCUGAAACUUUUUUGAGCAGAGCAUCAGGAAAUCAAUAUACUUUAAAAGAAGUGACCUAUGUAUGCAAUCCAUAUAAUUUAAAACGAUUUAACGAGAGAAAGAGAGAGUUAGCAAAAAAGCAUGGUUUUUUAUUGGACUCGAUGAAACCACUCAUUCUUUUUCAUGGUAACAGAUUGGAAUCAAAUUAUGACAAUAUUAUGAAAACAAACUUUUCCAUGCAGAGAAUUGGUUCAAAUACUGGUAACAUGGGUUACUAUGGAAAAGGAGUGUAUUUCAGUAGCUAUCCUCAAUACAGUGUUGGAUAUGCUGGCUCUAAUUGUUUAUUAGUUUGUCUUGUAUUCACUGGAAAAGCAUUUCCAUUGAAACAAAUUGUCAUGGGAUGUCCAAAGGAACCUGGUUAUGAUUCUCAUACAAGUCCUGAUGGUUAUUCAGAAGUGGUGAUCUUUGAUGAAGAUCAAAUCCUUCCAAUUUAUAAAGUUAAAUUCUAG
Messenger RNA from Naegleria fowleri, 1173 nucleotides. RefSeq lists its product as uncharacterized. NCBI's taxonomy places the organism in Eukaryota, Heterolobosea, Eutetramitea, Acrasida, Naegleriidae. The record is from RefSeq and is a predicted model, not a curated record. The coding region runs from base 1 to 1173 and encodes 390 amino acids. Gene Ontology annotation, molecular function: NAD+ poly-ADP-ribosyltransferase activity. The transcript has 4 exons.